Molecule: messenger RNA, 1235 nt
Organism: Episyrphus balteatus (marmalade hoverfly)
Lineage: Eukaryota; Metazoa; Arthropoda; Insecta; Diptera; Syrphidae
Product: glucose-dependent insulinotropic receptor-like
Exons: 4
Coding region: 18-1196 (392 amino acids)
Biological process (GO): chemical synaptic transmission; G protein-coupled receptor signaling pathway, coupled to cyclic nucleotide second messenger
Cellular component (GO): membrane; dendrite
Molecular function (GO): neurotransmitter receptor activity; G protein-coupled serotonin receptor activity
Source: RefSeq, a predicted model, not a curated record
UUUAACAAUUAAAAAUCAUGGGAGAAAAAACAAUUGGAGAAAUUCUUACAAACGAAUUUGUUUCAAAACACGAAUCAAGAUUAUUUAGUAUAUCGGGUACUUUCAUAUGUAUUACGAUCAUUUGUGUGAACUUUUCUGUUGUCUUUUCAAGUUUUUGUUUACUAAAAAGAGGGCAAGAACCUCGAGCGACUUACAUAUUUUUAGGAAGCAUUUGUCUAGCCGAUAUGAUAUCAGGAAUUGUGACUUUAUUUAUGGUCAAUUAUUUUCAUCAGUUAAAUAAUGCAUUUUUAUGCGGUAUAAGCGUUGGUUUGGCUGGUACGACUGGAUUGGCAUCUUCUUUUUUUAUUGGACUUAUAGCAAUAGACCGGUAUCUUUACAUUAUGAACGGUCUUCACUAUCAUAGAUACUUUACAACGCGACAUCCAUAUUUAAUGGUCUUGUUAGUUUGGUUAAUAAGCGCAGUGCCCGGAUGUGGUCCAUCAUUUACAUUUUCGGAUUAUUAUUCCAUGGAUGAAUUUAUUUGCUUUUUUUUAGUUUUAAUACCUCCAAAGAUAUCGCUGAUUCCUAUGGUAAUUGCCAUAGUUCCAAUGAUCCUUAUAAUGAUCCUUUACAGUAUUAUCUUGAAAAGCGCAUUGAAUAGCAGAUCUCGCCUGAAUCGAAGUACACAAAGCAGUUUUCAGAAUCAUGAGGGUAACUUACGUGUGUUUCGUGGAAGAGAACAAAAAAUCAUCACUUUGAAUAGUGCCGAUGAAGAUUUGCCAUCGAGAGUUCGAAAAUUUGGUCUUCCCUGCUGUCGAUGGAGUAAGCUUGAAAUUACACCAAAUUUAUGUGAUGAAAGUAAAUGGAAAGCAGUAAAAAUUGUUGCAUACACAACAGGAGCAUAUUUCAUCACGUGUUUUCCCUAUUUCGUAACAUCUAUUUGCUAUGCAUUUUGCGACUUCAAAUUAAAUUUUGAGUAUUGUCAUAACUUAUUUGUCUUGAUGAGGAAACCAUUGUUUAUUCUUUAUAUAGCCAAUAAUUUAUUUAAUCCUCUUAUUUAUGCAUGGUGGCAUCCUGGAUUUAGAAUAUCAGUUAAGAAAAUGUAUUCCAGAUUAUUUGUAAAAAUACAUCCGAAACCAUCGAUACCCGCUUCAAAAAUUCAUAAAACUAAUUUCUUUAGGGAAAAUGGACAUGAAAAUUUUGACAGCCAGAUAUGAUAGUAAGAAUUGUGUUUAAAAUUAUUAAAGAUUUUUUAU